Oncorhynchus gorbuscha (pink salmon) is the source of this 2026-nucleotide messenger RNA. Its product is annotated as transcription factor SOX-10-like. The transcript has 4 exons. Gene Ontology annotation, cellular component: nucleus. NCBI's taxonomy places the organism in Eukaryota, Metazoa, Chordata, Actinopteri, Salmoniformes, Salmonidae. The record is from RefSeq and is a predicted model, not a curated record. Bases 411 to 1901 code for a protein of 496 amino acids. Gene Ontology annotation, molecular function: RNA polymerase II cis-regulatory region sequence-specific DNA binding; DNA-binding transcription factor activity, RNA polymerase II-specific. Gene Ontology annotation, biological process: morphogenesis of an epithelium; enteric nervous system development; neural crest cell migration.
UCUCUCGUUCCUUCUCACAACAGCGCUCUUUAAGCUCCGGUGCGCGAUACAGAGCGGCCAUUCAUCGAAGGGCAAACCAAACGAGGGGGCAGGGGACAGGGCGAGCGUCACACUGGUGGACAGGGGAACGCACGAACUCCCGUAUUGAACGGGCGACCUCCUAAACUCUGCAUUGGCGACAUCGGUGGAAGUGAAUGGGAAGUGCAAAGGACAGGAUUUGGGUACAUUCGAUUACGCACGAGUAGGCUAUGGGUUUACGCGUGGCAUAUAGGAAUAAUUCCAUGUAAAGGAGCGAGUCCGGAGCACAUCUCUCAGCUGUAGCUUCAAGUUUUGCAUUCUCUGAACAACUUACCAAAUUUUCCUGCAAGGAUAUUUUUUUGUUUCCAAUCGAUUAUAGCCUAUACAUUAAAAUGUCUGGAGAGGAGCACAGUCUAUCCGAGGCAGAGUUGAGUCCCGGGGGCUCAGAUGAUGGUCACUCUCUGUCACCGGCACACUCCGGGGCCACCGGCGGCCGGGACUCCCCGCUCAUCGGUCCGUCGCAGCAACUGACGGGGCUUUCUGGCGCAGAUGGCGGCGGAGAAGACGGUGGACUAGUACCAAAGUCAGAGGUGGAUAUGGACCGGUUCCCCAUCGGCAUCCGCGAGGCGGUCAGCCAGGUGCUGGACGGAUACGACUGGACGCUCGUGCCCAUGCCCGUGCGCGUAAACAACGGGAACAAGAGCAAGCCGCACGUGAAGAGACCGAUGAACGCCUUCAUGGUGUGGGCGCAGGCCGCGCGCCGUAAACUGGCGGACCAGUACCCUCACCUGCACAACGCUGAGCUCAGCAAGACACUCGGCAAACUGUGGAGGCUCCUGAAUGAGAGUGACAAGAGGCCUUUCAUUGAGGAGGCGGAGCGACUGCGGAAACAACAUAAGAAGGACUACCCAGAGUACAAGUACCAGCCCCGCAGACGCAAGAACGGCAAGCUGGGGACCAAUGGUGAGGGAGGGGAGGGAGCAGAGGGGGAGGGCAGCCACGCCCAGUCCCAUUACAAGGCCCUCCACCUGGAUGUGCACAGUACAGGGGCUGGGUCCCCCCUGGCCGACCUCCACCACCAUCAUCACCACCACCCUGCAGGUCAGGGUCACAGCCCGCCAACACCCCCCACCACCCCAAAGACAGAGCUCCAGUCUGGAAAGAUGACGGAGGGGAAGAGGGAGGGCGGAGGUGGCUCAGGGUCCUCCCGUGGAGGAGGCCUGGGGGUAGGAGCAGAGGGGGCCUCCGGGGGCCAUUCAUCAGCGGGCGGGAAACCCCACAUCGACUUCUGCACCAUGGACAUCGGCGAGAUCAGCCACGACGUGAUGGCCAACAUCGAGCCCUUCGACGUCAACGAGUUUGACCAGUACCUGCCGCCCAACGGGCACCCGGGGGUUGGCCAGGGAGGCGCCGCCACAUCAAGCUCCUCCGCUACAUCCUACGCCUACGCCCUCGCUGCUGCCAGCGGCCACUCAGCCGCCUGGCUCUCCAAGCAGCAUCAGCAUCAACAGCCCUCCCCCUCUGCCUCAGACGCCACCAAGGCCCAGAUCAAGAGUGAGUCCGGGGCCGGGAGCCACUACGCAGAGUCUUCCUCCUCUUCGUCAGGAACCCACGUCACCUACACCCCCCUCAGCCUCCCCCACUACGGAUCAGCCUUCCCCUCGCUGCCCUCCAGGGCCCAGUUUGAGUACGGGGAGCACCAGGCUCCGGGGCCGUACUACGCCCACUCCAGCCAGGCCCCGGGGCUGUACUCAGCCUUCUCCUACAUGGGGCCCAGCCAGAGGCCCCUCUACACUACCAUCACUGACCCCUCCAGCGUGGCCCAGUCUCACAGUCCUACACAUUGGGAGCAGCCUGUCUAUACCACCCUGUCACGGCCAUGAGAGACUGAGAUGCAUGGGAUCGGAUGUGUGUGUGUGUGUGUGUGUGUGUGUGUGUGUGUGUGUGUGUGUGUGUGUGUGUGUGUGUGUGUGUGUGUGUGUGUGUGUGUGUGUGUGUGUGUGUGUGU